UACUUUUAAUUGGAAUAGUUUGUAGAUUCGUUCGCGUGAUGGAUUUAUUAUUAAAUAACGAACUAUAGGACAAUAACAAACAUUAAGUUAAUCGUACGUCGAUAAAAAUGUUUGUGAAUAGUGGUUAUAAAUUACUUUUAUUAUUAUAUUUAGUGGAUAUCAGUUUAAGUUUAAAAAUAUUAGCGAUUACUCCUCAUAUGGGAAAAAGUCACCAGCUCGUCUUCGAGCCUCUUUUCAAACAAUUAGUUUCCAUCGGUCAUCAAGUUACCCUUAUUACCAGAUUCCCUAUGAGACUAGAAUACCCUAAUUGGAAAGAUAUUAAUAUUGCAGUUGAGGAUAAGAACGAAACAGAAAUUCUUACUUUUGAUAUAUUAACUGGAAGCCGAUUAGAUAGAUAUGCUUGUCCCAUAGUAUUGAUGGAUGCUGCCCGCAUAGCUUGUACAGAAGGUUUGUCUCAUCCAAAUUUGCAAACAUUUUUAAAGGAAGAUAGACAUUUCGACUUGAUUUUGAUUGAAAUAUUCAAUACAAAUUGUUUUAUGGGAGUUGCUAAGAAGUACAAUGCACCUAUUAUAGGUAUACAUUCUUCAAUAUGGAUGCCUUGGAUGUACCAAUCGUUCGGGGUACCUUUCAACCCAUCCUAUUUACCCUCACACUUUUUAGGACUUCCAAUACCAAUGAACUUCAUCCAAAGGUUGGAAAAUACAAUAAAUCAUCUUUACUCGAAUUUAUUAUACGAUUAUGAAAUGAUUAAGUCCAGUAACACCUUAUCUAAAAAAUAUGUGGGUGUCGAUUUAUACGAAAAUGGUGACGUCACUAAUGAUGUCAAUAUGUUAUUUAUUAAUACACAUUUCACUUUGAAUUUGCCAAUUCCGUUAACUCCAAAUGUUAUUGAAAUCGGUGGUAUCCAUAUAGAUUCGCAACCUAUUAAAAAAUUACCACAGGAAAUGGAGAAAUUCAUCAGUGAAGCAAAACAUGGAGUAAUUUACAUGAGUAUGGGUUCAACUAUUAGAGGAGAUACUUUCCCGAAAAGUAAACAGAUGAUAUUCUUAAACGUCUUUUCCCGAUUACCUCAAAGAGUUAUAUGGAAAUGGGAAAGCGAAAUGGAGAAUAAACCUGAUAAUGUUAUGACGACUAGAUGGGCUCCACAGAAAGAUAUUUUGUGUCAUCCUAAUGUUAAAGUCUUUAUCACGCACUCAGGUCUUUUGGGCACCAUAGAAAGCGUUUAUUGUGGUAAACCGAUGUUGUCAUUACCCCAUAUUGGCGAUCAAUUCACGAAUGCUAUGUCGACUGAGCAAGCUGGAGGAGGUUUAGUAUUCAUGGUUCAAGAAAUAAACGAAAAGAUUCUCGCCGAAGCUUUGAAGAAGUUACUCAGUUCAGAGUUUACGGAGAAAGCUCGAAGUUUGUCAAAGAGAUUCAAAGAUCGUCCGAUGUCUCCUAUGAAUACGGCCCUGUACUGGAUUAAUUAUAUAGUUGAAAAUAAAGGGGCGCCGUACAUGAAAUCAGCUGCUGUCAAUAUGCCUACUUAUCAAUAUUUGUUAUUAGAUGUCGUAGCUGUUUUGUUAAUUUUAUUGUUUAUGUCGUUUUAUAUAUUUUAUAGGUUUGUUAAAAUUACGUCGAAAUUGUGUUAUGGGAAACGGGACAAAAUAAAAAAAUCUUGUUGGAGUUUUUUAAUGUACCUAAGUUCACUUACAAUUUUUCAAAAUUGCGUUCAAUGUGCCAAAAUAUUAGGAGUAUUUCCCAUGUUUGGGAUGAGUCACCAUAAGUUAGCCGUGGCUCUAAUGCGGGGUUUGGCAGAAGCUGGAAAUGAAGUAACUAUAGUUUGCGCUUAUGAAGACGCCUACCACCCUACGAAUGGUUCUUACAGAAAUAUUGUUUUGCAGGGGCUUGCCGAAGCGUUCAAAGGUCCUUUCAACUUCGUUAAUCGUUUAGUAGGAAAUCCUACAAUGAUUUCCUAUACACCUCAAGUCAUAUCAACGUUUUCCAGGCCAAUGUCUUUUAAAAAUCGAUUGCACAACACUAUACUUUAUACAAUAGAAGAACUCAUGAAUCAUUUUUUAUUCAUUCCCCGACAAGACAAAUUGAUUAAAACGUAUUUUGAAGAUGCUCCAAGUGUUACAGAAUUGAAUUCAAAGGUGUCCUUAGUACUAGUAAACUCACACGAGACUUUAUGGCAACCGGUUCCUCUGGUACCUAACGUUAUACCUAUUGGAGGUUUUCAUAUAACCCCACCAAAGAGUUUACCAAAGGAUUUAGAAGCAUUUUUAGAUAGUGCUACUGAUGGUGCGAUUUUCUUCAGCUUAGGAUCUAAUUUAAAAAGUAUAGAUUUGCCUAAGAAAACUAUGGAUAUAUUUUUAAAAAGUUUCAAGAAUUUAAAGCAGAAAAUUUUAUGGAAGCUAGAGGGAGAAGUAGAAGGAUUGCCGUCUAAUGUGAAAACGGGUCGUUGGUUACCACAAAUGGACAUUUUGGCUCAUCCCAAUAUUCGUUUAUUCAUCUCACAUGGAGGUUUGUUGAGUAUGACAGAAGCCAUUUACCAUGGAGUACCUAUUCUUGUUAUACCAGUAUUUGGAGAUCAAGCUACCAAUGCUAACAACGCUGUUUACGGAGGUUUUGGAUUGUCUGUGAUCUACCACAGUUUCACCGAAGAAAAGUUCACUUAUGCAUUAGGAGAAUUAUUAACUAACUCCAAAUACAAAAAAAAUGCUCUUAAGCGAUCGAAAGCGUUCCACGAUCGUCCGAUUAAACCGAUCGAUUUAGCAGUAUACUGGGUGAAUUACGUUAUCGAACAUGACGGAGCACCACAUCUUAGAGUGGAUGGUUCCGAUAUGCCCUGGUAUAAAUACUUACUUAUUGAUGUUAUAUUAACAUUAACCAUUGCUUCUAUAUGUAUAGUUUUAGUUUCAUACCACGUUGGUAAAUUAUUAUUUAAUGCUUAUUACAAACAGGUUAAAGUUAAAAAGUGUUGA
Molecule: messenger RNA, 2963 nt
Organism: Diorhabda carinulata
Lineage: Eukaryota; Metazoa; Arthropoda; Insecta; Coleoptera; Chrysomelidae
Product: UDP-glycosyltransferase UGT5-like
Exons: 10
Coding region: 108-2963 (951 amino acids)
Molecular function (GO): UDP-glycosyltransferase activity
Source: RefSeq, a predicted model, not a curated record